AUGGGUGGAAAUGAAUAUGGAUACCAAACAAAAGAUUUAUUAUUAGUUGAUGAAGGAAGAAAUGCUGAAAUAAGAUUGUUGAUUGCAGUUGCUGAUCGUCAAAGUGAACAGAUUGGUUUACCUCUUCGUGAUUUAUUUUUUUGUAAUUUUCGGCAGAUGGGAUUAUCCGAUUUAUCGCUGGAAUGGCUAGUUGCUUUAACAACGAUUAUAUCUGGUUUCGAAUAUGAUGUCGUUGAUCUUAUUUUGGAUUGGUUAUCCGAGGUUUUGGAUUUCAGAGAAUUACCAACUUGCAAUACGAAUUUCACAAUUAGCUCAGAAGUUAAUCAACAGAAUAAUACUAAUGGUUCUAAAAAUUAUAGGAUGAAAAUUAUAGGUUUUCUGCGAGAAAAAGAAGUGCUUGACGAAGAAGUGCAGAAAAUAUUUUUUCGAAUUUGUUGUAAAAUAGAUCAUCUAACUUAUGAAUAUCUCUUAUUACUUGAUAUCAUUCUCAAAUAUGGGCAUGUUCCAGAUAAUGAGUUGCACUCAUCAGGACUCUAUGGUGAAAUUUCAGGUAAAAUAAAAAGAAAUAAUUUCAAUGUGAAAUCUAGAAAAAUGAAAGUGAAAGAUUUGCUUCUUCCAGUUGUGGAUAUAAACAUGGACAUUGAGACUUCUCUUACAAAUGAUUACUUCUGCGAAGAGUUAUCCAAAGCGAAAGUCAUUGGUGUUGUUACUACUGUUGCUCUUUCACUGUAG
Molecule: messenger RNA, 732 nt
Organism: Dracunculus medinensis (Guinea worm)
Lineage: Eukaryota; Metazoa; Nematoda; Chromadorea; Rhabditida; Dracunculidae
Source: the annotation of a GenBank genome assembly